CGAGAAUCCAGCGACCCGUCAAACUGCACCUGCGACUGCGGGACCAAGGUUUAAGCAAAUACUUUUUGCAUCGUGGGCUAAUUCUUCUCCCUUUGAAGUCUCUCUCAAUUCUUCUUUUCUCCCUCUCCCUGUCGUCGCUUUUGCUCCGCGUCGUCGGCAUCAUCAUUGUGUCACUCAAUCCGACCUCGUGAUUCUGCGCCUCAACGAUAACAACAACACCACCUCAACCACCCACACCCUUCGUCACCUUGCAUCUCGCCCCAAUUGCCGACUGCCAAUUCCCAACAAUAACGAGACGCAUCCUUAUCGACCAUGCGCUUCGGUAGGACUCUGCGCGAGUCCGUCUAUCCGGAAUGGAAGGAUAAGUACAUCGACUACACCAAGCUCAAGAGCUUGCUCCGCGAGGACCGCUCGGCCGAUGACGAUGCCCAGCAGCCUUGGACUGCCGAUGACGAGGAGCGCUUCUGCGACGAAAUCUUCAAUGUCCAGCUCGACAAGGUCGCCAAGUUCCAAGAGCAGCGAGUAGAUGCCCUGAAGCACCGCGUCGACUCUGCCUUCGAGAAGCUCAAGGAGCUCGCCCCCGAACCCGUCCCCGAGUCCGCCACCGACGAUGCUGAGGCCAGUGCCCAAGCCGAACCUCCCCGCCCGAAGGGUGAUAUCUCCGCCUCUCGCCUCCGCGCCCUCGAGACCGAGCUCGACGCCAUUACGAACGAGGUUCGCGAGCUGAAGAAGUACAGCAACAUCAACUAUACUGGCUUUCUCAAGAUUGUCAAGAAGCACGACCGCAAGCGAGGAGACCGAUACAAAGUCCGUCCUAUAAUGCAGCUGAGCUUGGCCCAGCGCCCCUUCAACUCGGAGCAGGGCUACUCGCCUCUCCUCAAUAAGCUCUCCAUCAUGUACUUUGCCAUCCGCCAGCAGCUCGAGGAUGGUACCGACCAGCUUCCCCCUCUGGAUCUCGAGACCCAGGGCGAGACUCACAACGGCGAGCGCUACACCUCCCACAAGUUCUGGGUUCAUCCCGAUAACCUCCUCGAGGUCAAGACUGUCAUUCUACGACACUUGCCCUCCCUCGUCUACAGCGAGCAAUCCGCCAAAGAGCUUGACGGCAACGACUCUCCUACCAUCACCUCGCUCUACUUUGAUAGCCCCAAAUUCGAUCUAUACGGUGAAAAGGUCAACCGCCAGACCGAGGCCUCAUCCUUGCGUAUGCGCUGGUACGGACAGCUGGGCUCUCGCCCCGAGAUUUUUAUUGAGCAGAAGACGAUUGAUGCCAAGGGCGAGAGCCAGGAGCUCAAGUUCUCCAUCAAGGAAAAGUACGUUAAGACUUUCAUCGACGGCAACUACGACUUGGACAAGGCCGUCCAGAAGAUGAAGAGAAAGAGCUACACGGUGGAGCAGCAAGAUCUUUUCAAGAAGGCGGUCUCGACGAUCCAAAAUUUCGUGCAACAAAAGGGCCUCAGCCCCGUCCUCCGAGCCAACUACCUCCGAACCGCGUUCCAGAGGCCUGCCGACGACCGCAUCCGUAUUGCCAUCGAUACCAAUGUUGCCUUCAUCCGUGAGGACACCCUGGACCAGGACCGCCCCUGCCGUGACCCCAACGAGUGGCACCGCCUCGACAUUGACGACAGCGAGAUGACGUUCCCAUUCAAGAAGAUGAACCAGAGCGAGGUCAACCGGUUCCCCUACGCUCUACUCGAGAUUAAACUCAAGGAGGACGGCCAGCGAAAGCGCCCCCAUUGGGUUGAGGACCUCAUGGCGUCCCACCUGGUCCACUCCACCCCACGAUUCUCCAAGUUUGUCCACGGUGUGGCAUCUCUGUUUGAGGACUACGUCAACAACCUACCCUUUUGGCUUAGCGACUUGGAGACGGACAUCCGCAAGGAUCCCCAGGCGGUAUUCGAGGAGGAGGAGCAGCGUCGUGCUCAACACGCCGAGGAUGUUAUGGCGGUGGGCAGCCUAAUUGGUGGCAAGUCAGCCUCGUAUAGACCUGCCCAGAGCUCACCCGUGAGCAAGUCGUACCUGGCGGACCGCAUGUCAAAGGAUUCCAUGUCCCACUCCCUGAACAACCGGGUAUCGAGACUGAACAACGGAGAAGAGGAGGGAGAGACCAGUUCCAGGCAGACGGAGGAGCCGGAGAGGGGUUACGGAACUCUCUCGUCGGUGAUUCCGGGUUUCUCGCUGUCCAAGUACUCCAAGGCUAAGCGGGCCUCGGCUGCGCUCCCCGAGGGUGUUGUGAAGCCAACGGAGUGGAUCAAGAACUCAGGCGAGCUCAAGGUGGAACCCAAGGUAUGGUUGGCCAACGAGCGAACUUUCCUCAAGUGGCAGCACAUCUGCAUCCUUCAGGGCGGCCUGGCGAUGGGUCUGUACACGGCAGCUGGCCAGGACACGGUUGCUGAGAUUAUGGGCAUCACUUACGUCUUGAUUGCCAUCUUUGCAGGACUCUGGGGCUAUGGAAUGCUGCAGACGCGACGAACCAUGAUUCUUGAGCGGAGCGGCAAGGACUUUGAUAACAUGAUUGGACCUAUCAUCAUCAGCUUUUCCUUGAUAGUGGCCCUGCUCCUCAACUUUUUCUUCGCAUAUCGGGAAGCCUUUGGGCGGAUGCAUGACGGUGUGCCGGAUGAGCCUGUCAGCGAAGAUCUACGAAUGGUUUAAGAUGUGCGGCGUAUGCAUGGACAGGUUGCAUGGGAUGGAAAUUGAUAAGAGGUGGGAGAAGGAAAUCAGAGACUGUAUAGUAUUGUGAGUUGAAGUGAUACAGAGGCGUUGAAUGCCGGUUCGAGUUUUGCAUUUGCUCAGGGUGAGAGGCGAAUGGCUGGAGGACUGGACAAAGUCGCUAUGGAUAGGAUAUAAGUCAAUUCAAGCAAUGGCUCCAUGGUAUGGAGGAGAAGAUUGAUUUCAA
Messenger RNA from Ilyonectria robusta, 2896 nucleotides. RefSeq names its product VTC domain-containing protein. Bases 313 to 2652 code for a protein of 779 amino acids. The record is from RefSeq and is a predicted model, not a curated record. NCBI's taxonomy places the organism in Eukaryota, Fungi, Ascomycota, Sordariomycetes, Hypocreales, Nectriaceae. Gene Ontology annotation, cellular component: fungal-type vacuole membrane; vacuolar transporter chaperone complex. The transcript has 3 exons.